AUGGCUGAGUCUCCCACAGCUGAGCAGCUGGAUUCUGUUCUGGACACCACAGUGCUGACAAGUACAAAUUGGAGCUUAGAUCCUCUGACUGAGGCAGCUAGAAAAUCUGUCUCACUCUCCUGGACAGAGAUCCUCUCCCUGGUCAUUGCCCUGGUCGGGCUGGUGCGGAACAGCAUCGUCCUGUGGCUGCUGGGCUUCCGCACCCGGAGGAGCCCCUUCUCUGUCUACAUCCUCAACCUGGCCGCGGCCGACGCCCUCUUCCUUGGCAGCCACUUUGUGUUGUGCAUGUGGGUAAUUGUUGGAGAUUUAAACCUUCUCGUCCUGAUGCUGCUAGGGCCCUGCCUCCUAAACAUGUCCUAUUGUAUGGGUUUGAGCCUGCUGGCGGCGAUCAGCACGGAGCGCUGCCUCUCUGUGCUCUUCCCCCUCUGGUACAGAUGUCACCGGCCCAAGCACAGGUCUGCGGCUGUGUGUGCCUUCCUAUGGGCUCUGCCUGGCCUGUAUUGGGGAGUAUAUGUGGCUCUUUAUUUCCCGAACAAGAACACCUUCUAUGAUCUCUACUUCGAUCUCAACUUGGUCCAGUUCGGCUGGUUCUCCCUCCUCACCUGUGUGCUGGGCGUGUCCAGCCUGAUGCUGGUGCUGAGGGUCCAGUGCAGCUCCCAGCGCAUGCGCCCACCAAGGCUCUACUUCCUGGCGCUGCUCACAGUCCUCGUGUUCCUGCUCUGCGGCCUGCCCUGGGGUUUUUUUUAUGCAGUUUGGAUUUUUAGCCGCUUCCCUUUAAUGUUUUAUGAGCUCUCCAGGCUCCUGGCCUGUGUGAACAGCAGCGCAAACCCUUUCAUUUACUUCUUCCUGAGCAGCAAUGGCGUAGAAGAGGGAGGGAGCCUCUCAGGGUGGUCCUGCAGAGGGCUCUGGGGGAGGAGCAGGUGGCAGGGGGUGAGGGGAGGGGCACUUCCCACCCCAACACUCUGCAUAAUUUAUCCUGAGGAUGAGAACAAGAUGCUCAGACAAGGGAUCCCAUGCAAUGACCCUCCCCUUCCCCCACCCCUGCAGAGGGCAGGAGCCCCCCUCUCACCUUCAUAG
Molecule: messenger RNA, 1077 nt
Organism: Monodelphis domestica (gray short-tailed opossum)
Lineage: Eukaryota; Metazoa; Chordata; Mammalia; Didelphimorphia; Didelphidae
Product: mas-related G protein-coupled receptor member X1-like
Biological process (GO): G protein-coupled receptor signaling pathway
Cellular component (GO): plasma membrane
Molecular function (GO): G protein-coupled receptor activity
Source: RefSeq, a predicted model, not a curated record